GUUUCGCAAACACUUUGGCAACCUUAGUCGAACAAAGCGGCAUGGGAUACACACGACACAAUUUAUAGAGACGCUACCAAAGAGAACGUGCAGAUCUUAAAUUAUAUUAAUCAUUCGCUAAAAAAGUCAUAUAAAUAACAAAUCCAAGCAAUCUUUGACUCCGGCUUUAUUUUUGCCGGUGGCGCGAAAAGUACACACUGCGCGCGUGCGUUGCCCAAGCAUCGAUUUUUCCGCAAUUGCAACUAAAGCAGUCGCAUCGGCUUCCGCGACCCCUCGAUUGGAUAUUCCUGAAGCGCUGGACUUAUUGUGUGUGAAAAAUGGGUGCUUACUUGUCGCAUCCGAAGACGGAAAAAGCGUCCACAGAUGAAUUCAAUGAAAUGCUCGUCGUGGGUGCCAGUUCGAUGCAGGGCUGGCGCAACAGUCAAGAGGACGCGCAUAAUUCAAUAUUGAAUUUUGACACGAACACAUCGCUUUUUGCGGUUUACGAUGGUCACGGCGGUGCUGAGGUGGCGCAAUAUUGUGCUGAUAAACUGCCAGAGUUCCUUAUGAGCCUCGACAGUUACAAGAGCGGCAAGUUGGAGCAAGCUCUCAAAGAUGCGUUUCUAGGAUUCGAUAAAACAUUGCUCGACCCAACAGUGGUCCAAACAUUGAAGAUACUGGCUGGCGAGCACAAUAUUGUUGAUGAAGAUGGUGAGGGGUACGACGAGGAGGACGACGAAGAAGAUCUCGCUGAAUUGCAUGAGGAGAGUAAUUUACCGUUGAACGAGGUUCUAGAGAAGUACAAAGGCCUCCCCCAAACCCAUGACCUUUCAUUGCUUAAGGCGGACAGCGCUGCCGUAAAGUCAAUGCCGUGUCUGCGUGGUCGUCGUGCUGCGGCUGUCGCUGCCGAAGCGGUCAAUAAAGCUGUAAUGGAUCCAACAGCUAAGCCUGCAGGUUCCUCAACCUCGGCAGCAGCUGCAGCUGCUUUUAAUGAAAUAGACGGGGCUGGCCCAAGCAGUUCAAGAGUUGGCAAGCUGGAACCAGAAGAUGAAUCCACAGUUAGCAGCAGCAGUUCAAGUGCUAGCAAAACCACCAAUUCACCUAGCACAAGUAAUACUCCUAAGGAUGAAUCCGUCAUCAGCAAAACUUCAGCGAACAAUAGCAGUGGCGUUGCACCGACUGAGCAGAAUGGUAGUGUUACCUCUUCAGAGGCUAAAGCCGUGGUCAAAGUUGGAAAUGAGACUCCCGCCGCAACAGAGGAAACUGCUGUGUCUGGUUCCAGCGAUAUUGCAGAUAAAAAAGCAAACGGAAAUGUGGACAAUUCUACACCCGGUAAACCAGAGCCCGCUGACAUUUCAUCAACUAGCAAGGAAUCGGAAAAAGUUUUGAAAAAAGCCAAUUCUGCACAAGACGAAGAUUCCACCGACGACGACGCCGAUUAUGACGAGAACGCUUUGAUUAAAGCCCAAGAAAUUACUGCAGCUGAUAGCUCUUCGGAUGAGGAGAUGGGAGAAGGUAAUGACGGUCAUGAUGACGAUGACGACGACGAUGAUGAUGACGACGAGGACGACGACGACGAAGACGAGGAUGACAAUGUUAGCGAAGAUGACGCCGAUGAAGACCAGCUAGCAAAUGAUCAUUUCUGCGCCAACAUGAUUGAAGAACCUGGUAAAGAUAGUGGAUGUACAGCGGUUGUCUGCUUGUUGCAUGGCCGUGACUUAUAUGUGGCGAAUGCUGGAGAUUCGCGGUGCGUUAUUUCACGCAACGGAAAGGCCAUUGAAAUGAGCCUAGAUCACAAGCCCGAGGAUGACGAGGAGUCUACACGCAUUGUCAAGGCAGGUGGUCGCGUCACCCUUGAUGGUCGCGUUAAUGGUGGGCUAAAUUUGUCCAGGGCUCUGGGAGAUCAUGCAUACAAAACGAACUUGGAGCUGCCAGCUGAAGCACAGAUGAUUUCCGCGCUGCCGGACGUCAAGAAACUAAUCAUUACUCCAGAAGAUGAGUUUAUGGUCUUGGCUUGCGAUGGUAUAUGGAAUUACAUGUCCAGCGGGGAGGUAGUCGACUUUGUGCGGAUGCGUCUGAAAAAUGACAGCAAGAAAUUAUCGCAAAUUUGUGAGGAGCUUUUUGACAACUGUUUGGCGCCAAAUACAAUGGGCGAUGGCACUGGAUGCGACAACAUGACCGCUGUCAUUGUGAAAUUUGAGCAAAAACUGCAAGAACUAAAAUCCACAAUAAAUCCAGCUGAGACGGAAAACGCAAUCCUUGAUGCUGCUAAGGAAAAGAAACAAUCCAUCGACGCCACUGCGGAGCAAAGUGCUCUCAAACGUAGCGCUUCACCAGACGCAGGAGCUGAUGAAGCUAACCGUUCCGAAAUUACUAGCAAGUCAAAACGAUUGAAGAUUGAAGGUAACUUGCUGGAGUCAGAGGAUGCAAAUGCAAAGAACGCCACCGAUGCCAUUAGCUGCCCACCAUCAUCGGUUGGUGAACAGAAGGAAACUGUCAGCCUCAAUGCAGGCAACGAAACUGCGGUAGUCGUAUCAUCUACAUAAAUUCUAUUAUUGGGCCUACAACACUAUAUAAAUGCGGGCUCUUAGAGCAAAGAAAAAGAAAACAAUUUCCAAAUUAUUUAAUGCAAGUGUAUACAUAACGAAUAUUCAUUUGUACACAUAUAUUUUACCUAUUCAUAAAUAUAUUCUUUUUAUUUUGUUCUUUUCUAAAAUCGAAAAA
Drosophila montana is the source of this 2703-nucleotide messenger RNA. RefSeq names its product probable protein phosphatase CG10417. The coding region runs from base 318 to 2525 and encodes 735 amino acids. Lineage: Eukaryota; Metazoa; Arthropoda; Insecta; Diptera; Drosophilidae. Gene Ontology annotation, biological process: protein dephosphorylation. The record is from RefSeq and is a predicted model, not a curated record. Gene Ontology annotation, molecular function: cation binding; protein serine/threonine phosphatase activity. The transcript is spliced from 5 exons.